This is a messenger RNA of Adineta ricciae, 3660 nucleotides long. Lineage: Eukaryota; Metazoa; Rotifera; Eurotatoria; Adinetida; Adinetidae. The record is from the annotation of a GenBank genome assembly.
AUGCGAAUUCAUUUGUAUGUUUUCAUACUUCUAUGCAAUGUCGUAUUCCACCAUGGAGCGACUGAUCACACGCUGAUAACAUCAUCUUACAUCAAACAACAGAUCGUCGAAACCAUUAUUCCUCCAUACUAUACAGCGUACACAAUCUUAAACAGAGAAAUUGUGCAAAAGCUAUUAACAACUCAUAUUGAUAUAGAUGAGACAGCCGUGCAAACAUUGACCGAUUCACUAUUAUGUUCCGCUAAAAAUAUUCAGAACAAGUUACAGAACACAACAGAAGCUAUGGAAAGGAUUCGUUAUACAGUCGAUCAAUAUAUUAUACAGCUUGUUUCUGCUAUUUCUGAUCAAGAAGAACAAGUUCGUCAAAAUGAACACGCAGUUAGUCAAGUGCAUAAAGACGUGCAGCAUGCUCGAGAUCAAGUUGCGAUUGUUCAAAAGACUGUACAGGAGUGCGAGAGUUCAUUGAGUCGGGCUAUCAUUUCAAUGCGAGAAGCGCAUGAGGAAGUGAAACGAGCACUAGUGUGUUACAUACGAAAACGCAAAGGAGUUUGGGGUUUUGUUCUGAGAAUAUUAGGAAUACUCGCUAAACCAAUAUGUCGUGUAAUUAAUCGGACUGGCAUCAGUCGGGCAAAGAGAACACGCACAAUCACCGAAGACAAUCUCGCUCAUGCCUAUCAACGUCUUCAAAUUCAGCAAGAGAAAUUUGUGAAUAAACAAGCAAAAUUAGGGACCGCUAAAGUGCAAUUGAAUGCUACAAAUGCUCAACUACAAACAACUGUAUCGACCCUGAACGAACAACGGGAACAACAGAAAUUAGUGGCUUCGUUAACAAGCCAGAUUAAAGGUGUUGAAGUUCAUCUAGUUCAUGUAUUCAGUUCAUCAAAAGCACUACAAGAUGCAUUAGUUAACAUGAUGGAUUUCGAGCUUGUUCUUGAACCGCUGAAGAGUGUGUCCAUUGGAAUGGCCAAGUUACAUGCAAUAGAAUGGCUUGACUGGAAUAUAUCGACUGAAAACUAUCAUCAGAUUAAUCUAACUCUGACAAGGUUAGCCGAAAUCCUGGCUAAAAUGCCAUUGAAAGUGAUGUUUUCGAACGAAACAGCGGGUAACUGUAGUCUUUCUUCCAAUGUACCAUUGCAGAACGUUUCUCAUACAGAAGUAGAAGUAAAACGAUCUAUGGCUGAUGUAGAGAGGGAGCAAAUCAACUAUCCAUUGGGCAUCUUCGUAGAUACAGAUAAAACGGUAUACAUUGCUGAUCAGUUCCAAGACAGUAUUGUAUUGUGGAAGACAAAUGGGAAAACGGGUCAAAUAGUAGCGGGUGGCCAUGGAAGAGGAAAUGCAUUGAAUCAAUUCAGUAUGCCAACAGAUGUUCUGAUCGACAAGAGAACGAAUAGUUUUAUCAUUUGUGAUGCCGGCAAUAGACGAAUCAUCAAAUGGUGUCGCAAACGAGGUACUACAAGCGGUAUAAUAGUAAUCCAUAAUAUCAGCUGUUUUGGCAUAGCUCAAGAUCGACAGGAAUAUCUCUACGUGAGUGUUAUAGAGAAGAAUGAGAUUCGACGAUUUUCUAGAGACAAUAAUUACGCGAGAGGAAGGAUUGUUGCUGGCGGCAACGGAAAAGGCGAUGGCCUAAACCAAUUCAAUUUUCCUGGCCACCUCUUUGUUGAUACAGAACAGUCAAUCUAUGUAUCCGAUUGGAAUAAUAGGCGUAUGAUGAAAUGGAUCAGAGGUGCCUACCAAGGAAUAGUUUUUAGUAAUCACAUAGUUCCUCCAAUGAAUGCCCAUUGGGAGUAUCGUAAUACGAUUAUUUUACAUGGUCCUGAAAGAAACGCAACAAAAGGUCAAUCUCUUAACAUUAGAAAUUUCUAUAUGGAUAAAGAUCAGACAUUAUUUGGUGCUGACUCUAAGAAUCAUCGUAUAUUAGAAUGGAAGGCAGGAGCAACAGUAAGUCGAGUCGUGAUUGGUGGCCAUGGACCAGGAAAUGGCUUACAUCAAUUGAAUGAUCCCAGAGAUGUAAUUGUAGACGAAAAUAGCAUGUUUAUAUGCGAUUACGGAAACCGACGAGUUAUGUUUUGGCCUAACCGAAACGGUGAAAAGGGCGAACUGUUUAUUGAUGACAUUCUAUGUUGGAAAUUGGCAAUAGAUGACCAAGGCUCGCUUUAUGUGACACAUAUGUGGGGAGGAGAAGUGAGACGCUAUCGUGUCGGCGAAAAUGUAACCGUGGUGGCAGGUGGCAAUAGCAUAGGAGGUGGUCUCAAUCAACUCAGCACUCCUCUCUCUAUUUUCGUCGACCAAGAUUAUUCAGUUUAUGUGUUAGACGCAAGAGUUACGUUCGGAUGGAAUCAUGUGGAAUAUUGGCGUGUGGUAAAGUGGGCCAAAGAUGCGGAAGAAGGAAUACUUAUUGGUGAGGGUCAUAAUCCACAGAGCAUUUCAAUAGGAUCCGUGCAUUCACAUGGAAUGUUCGUUGAUUCAUUAGGCACCGUGUAUGCGGUAGAUCCGAUAUACGGUCGAGUAAUGCGUUGGCUUAAACACGCAACACAAGGCAUCGCCAUUGUCACACAAGGCUGCCCACUACCUGGAAAACAUGAUACUACCCGUCGGUUUAUAGUAUUUGAUCGUCGUGGAGAUCUAUAUGCUUCAGACAUUGAUGGUCCUAUGCUACAGAGAUUCUCGCUUGUCAGGCAGUUGAAUAAACUUCAAGAGACUACGGCGUCAUCAGGAUUCCAUUUUUCAUGUUCAGCUGCCAAACCAAAUAUUACAAAAACUAGUAGAUGGGCACAGCGGGGUACCGAAUUAACCAAGGUAACUGACCAUGGCGUAAGAACUUAUGAUCCCACUGAGCCUUUCGGCCUUUGUGUAAGCCAAGAGGGUGACACUAUAUUGGUAACUAAGGAGGUAUAUCAUCGCGUCGAACAAUGGAGAUUAGAUGUUCCUAACAAGUAUAAAAUGCAAAUUGUUGCUGGUGGUGAUUAUCCAGGUUCGGAAAAUAAUGAGCUAUACUAUCCGCAGCAGGUUAUUAUCGAUCAAAAAAGUUUGAUAAUAUGUGAUCAGCUGAAUAAGAGGAUUGUGCGCUGGCCUUAUGAAAACGGCACAGCCGGCGAAAUUAUUCUAGGAAAUAUUUCUUGUGCUGGCAUCGCAUUAGAUGAUCAACGAUCUCUCUAUGUUGUUCAUCCGUGGAAAGACGAAGUUCGCCGUUAUCGAUUCGGAGAAACAAACGGAACACUGGUAGCAGGCGGAUAUGGUAAAGGCAAAGGUCUCAAUCAACUUGAAGAUCCUACCCAUGUCUUUGUCGAUCAAGACUAUUCUGUCUACGUGUCCGACACUGAGAAUCAUCGUGUGAUGAAAUGGAUAAAAGGCGCCAAAGAAGGUAUCAUUGUUGCUGGUGGUCACGGUAACGGCAAUAGUAUGACGCAAUUAAGCUACCCAAAAGGAGUGUUCGUCGAUUCAUUCGGAACAGUUUACGUGGCAGAUCGUGCCAAUCAUCGAAUAAUGCGUUGGGUCAAGGGAGCAACAGAAGGAACUGUCGUUAUUGAUGGAAAUAUUGAUGUUGAAUGCGAAUACUAUCGAUUCAAAUCGCCUGAAGCUUUAGUAUUCGAUCAGUAUGGUAAUAUGUAUGUUAGUGAGCCUUCUAACCAUAGAGUUCAACGAUUUAAUAUACUUUCUUGA